AUGGUCCAUAUAGCCGUCGAAGGAUGCUGUCAUGGACAGUUAAAUAAGAUCUAUUCUAUGUUGAUUUCGUCUCAAGUUGACUUGCUUCUUAUAUGUGGAGAUUUUCAAGCUAUUCGAAAUCGAGGUGAUCUCCAAGGAAUGGCAGUUCCUGCCAAAUAUCUUCAAUUGGGAGAUUUCCACGAGUAUUAUUCAGGGAAAAGAACAGCACCAGUGUUAACUGUAUUCAUAGGUGGGAACCACGAGAGUUCCUCCUAUUUGAAGGAGUUGAAAUAUGGUGGAUGGGUAGCCCCUAACAUCUACUUUUUGGGGGAAUAUGGAACAAUUUGGUUUCGCGGACUUAAAAUCUCGGGGUUAAGUGGAAUCUAUAACUCCAAAAGUUUCCUGAUGAACUACUAUAAGGAUGAAAUCCUACCAUACACUGAAAAAUCAAUUAGAACUGUAUAUCAUGUGAAUCCAAAGAACACACUCAAAAUGUUGUUGGAAGAGACACCGGGUGACAUUGUGUUGUCCCAUGAUUGGCCUCAAGGUAUUGAACUCCUAGGAGACUCCAAGAGAUUGUUUCAAACCAAACCACACUUUAGAGCCGAUUCCAUCAAAGGAUAUCUAGGAAGUCCCGUAAACAAAUGCCUCCUACAGUAUUUGAAGCCUCGGUAUUGGUUCCUGUCUCACAUGCAUGUACGGUAUAGGGUUAAGUUCAAACACCAACUACCUUCGACCCAGACACAAAUACCAACGAAUAAUAAGGACUUAAUUGAUUUAGAUAUGGAUGAUGACGACAUCAAUCCCGAAAAGAUAGAGUUAGAUAUGGAAUCAGAAGAUGAAGAUUUGAAACCUAGUGCCACAAAACAGACAGUUUCAUCUCCUGCACCGAAAAGAGAUACUACUGAGUUUCUAGCCCUUGAUAAAUGUCUUCCUAAACGAAAGUAUCUUGAAUUUCUAGAUAUUGAACCUGUACAAGAUCACCCAUCUAUUCUGCAUCCAGACAGUCUCUUUUACGAUCGCAGGUCAAUUUGCAUUAACAAAGUGGUUGAAACGUUUAUUGUUCAAAACGAGAAGGAAUGGAAAUCGCUUAAUUCUCGCUCUUUGAUUGGAAAACUGCCGGAAAAGACACCCAUUUACAUAAAACUUAUGAGGCUUAUUGCCAAAGAAUUGGAAUCUGAGAUAAAAUUUGCCGAUAAUGACGUAGCAUUACGUAUUCCUGAGAACUUUGAGAUUAUAGCGCCGACUUUGUCCCAGGAAAAAAGCGAUUUGGAUCACAAACAAGUGCUAACCUAUUGGCCCAACAACCAGACAGAACAAUACUGUAAAACUUUUGGCAUUCCUAAUAUCAAGUACCGGUGGUAG
Messenger RNA from Lizanozyma spartinae, 1344 nucleotides. RefSeq names its product RNA lariat debranching enzyme (gene DBR1). NCBI's taxonomy places the organism in Eukaryota, Fungi, Ascomycota, Pichiomycetes, Serinales, Debaryomycetaceae. The record is from RefSeq and is a predicted model, not a curated record. Gene Ontology annotation, biological process: mRNA splicing, via spliceosome. The coding region runs from base 1 to 1344 and encodes 447 amino acids. Gene Ontology annotation, cellular component: nucleus. The transcript has a single exon. Gene Ontology annotation, molecular function: RNA lariat debranching enzyme activity.